GUUCGCAAGCUUUAAUCCGAUCGACGUCCACUUCCUCCCCUUCAUCUCGAAUCGCUCAAGAACAUCUCUCUUCGCGAACGACACACGAUCCGAGCCCAGAAGAAUUUGUUUGACGCGCAUUCAGCUACUUGUCUCCAACCAACAACUACAGCAGACCACACAACACACCUUUCAGCGCGACAGACGAAAACCGCCAUCAUGAAUCUGGGCAGCUUCGGAAAACUCACGAUUGUCUACGCCUUUGCGGCGUUGCUCUUGAUCAUUGAGCUUGGUCUCACCGGCUAUGUCGUGGGCCAGACUGAUAGCCACUGGUGGGGUGGUUCGCCCUCGCAGUUUGCUUUCAUGCUCUUCACCACCGUUUGGUCCAUCCUCAUUCUCAUCUACAUUGCCAUCACGCCUGUUGUGGCUCCCUCGCUCUAUAUCCCCGUCGCAGCCCUGGCCCUGCUCGCUCUCACGGCCCUUUUCUGGUUCGCCGGCAGCAUUGCCAUGGCUGUCCUCGUGGGCAUCCCCGACUGCAACGGCAACAACUUCUGCCAGAGUGCGCAGGCCGGCGUCGUCUUUGGCUUCUUCAACUGGGUCGUGUUCACGGGUCUGGCCAUCUGGGAGGGCAUGGGCUUCGCGCGCGGCCGUGGCACCUCGACCGCCAAGCCCACGCCGUACGCUGGCGCUUGAUUGAUACACCAGACAAACAGCUACGAACGAAGACGACAGGCGAACACGAACAUGAUGGCACAUGAGCGAACGGAAUAUGUUGCCUGGGGCGGGAGAGGCGAUACUGAUACCCGGUGAUGGCGCAUGAUAUGGACGGAACAUGUUUUACUUUUGUACGUAACUAAUACCUUUGUAAUUGAUCCACGAGAUUCAUGAUUAUCCCAAU
Molecule: messenger RNA, 877 nt
Organism: Emericellopsis atlantica
Lineage: Eukaryota; Fungi; Ascomycota; Sordariomycetes; Hypocreales; Bionectriaceae
Product: membrane-associating domain-containing protein
Exons: 2
Coding region: 199-672 (157 amino acids)
Cellular component (GO): membrane
Source: RefSeq, a predicted model, not a curated record